AUGGCUCGAACAAAGCAAACCGCCCGCAAGUCCACCGGUGGCAAGGCUCCAAGGAAGCAACUCGCCACCAAGGCUGCUAGGAAAUCUGCUCCUACAACCGGAGGAGUCAAGAAGCCCCAUCGUUAUCGUCCUGGAACCGUUGCUCUUCGUGAGAUCCGUAAAUACCAGAAGAGUACUGAACUUUUGAUCCGCAAGCUUCCAUUCCAGCGUCUUGUUCGUGAAAUCGCUCAAGAUUUCAAGACUGAUCUUAGAUUCCAGAGCCAUGCUGUUCUUGCGCUCCAGGAGGCUGCAGAGGCUUAUCUUGUUGGGUUGUUUGAGGACACCAACUUGUGUGCAAUUCAUGCUAAGAGGGUUACCAUCAUGCCUAAAGACAUUCAACUCGCUCGCCGUAUUCGCGGUGAACGUGCUUAG
Molecule: messenger RNA, 411 nt
Organism: Lathyrus sativus (Indian pea)
Lineage: Eukaryota; Viridiplantae; Streptophyta; Magnoliopsida; Fabales; Fabaceae
Source: the annotation of a GenBank genome assembly